ACCAACUUCACAUCCUUUCCUCUGUAACCAUGAAGGCGACGCUUCCUCUGCUGCUUCUCACCGCAUGUCUGGUCAGUGCGGGCGCAGUCCCCAAAGCUGUCUGGCACUUUGGGGAGAUGAUCAUUUGCACCCAGCCGGGUAUUAAUCCUCUGGAUUACAAUGAAUACGGCUGCUAUUGUGGCUUAGGGGGAGGUGGCACUCCGGUGGACGAUGUGGACAGGUGCUGCCAAGUUCAUGAUAAAUGUUACGAAAACAGCAGAAAGAUUCCUGGAUGUGACGGUAUUUUCGACCUUCCCCACAUUAUCAGCUAUGAUUUCACCUGCUCAAACAAACAUGCGUACUGCUCAGCAACCAACGACUCGUGCGAGGCUGCGGCUUGCGAGUGCGACCGUGCGGCUACUGAAUGCUUCGCUCGGUACAAUUACAACCCUGAUAACAAGUACCUGGGUUCUCAGUACUGUUAAGACGCAUCAGACAGCCACCGCCACAUGUGGAUCACA
Cyprinodon variegatus (sheepshead minnow) is the source of this 500-nucleotide messenger RNA. RefSeq names its product phospholipase A2 group IB (gene pla2g1b). Gene Ontology annotation, molecular function: calcium ion binding; phospholipid binding. The transcript is spliced from 4 exons. The coding region runs from base 30 to 464 and encodes 144 amino acids. NCBI's taxonomy places the organism in Eukaryota, Metazoa, Chordata, Actinopteri, Cyprinodontiformes, Cyprinodontidae. The record is from RefSeq and is a predicted model, not a curated record. Gene Ontology annotation, biological process: phospholipid metabolic process; arachidonate secretion; lipid catabolic process.